Klebsormidium nitens is the source of this 852-nucleotide messenger RNA. NCBI's taxonomy places the organism in Eukaryota, Viridiplantae, Streptophyta, Klebsormidiophyceae, Klebsormidiales, Klebsormidiaceae. The record is from the annotation of a GenBank genome assembly.
GUGGUCUUUGCUGUGUGCCUCUUUUCCAGUGGUGGGACCAUCCUAUUUCUUACAACAAGGACUGCGGAAAAGUCCUUGGAACGUCUUGCCAAUGAUUACCAGCAAAGCAUCAUGGAUAGGGCACUAGACAGCAUCAGCAACCUCUUUGCCUCAGAAGCUGCGUGUAUUCAGUCCUUGGCUGGAUACAUUGAGCUUGCCGAAAGUGACUACAGACUUCCCAACACUACUGAACGAGUUAGAGACCUGCUGGUCUAUCAAGCUACCUUGAGCACACUUAGCAGUGGAUGCGAACUCGACGGGGUAGGCGUGUUCUUCGACAGUGGAAGGUACUUCUACCUUGAAAGGCCAACAAACGCGAGUGAUCCCUUGGCCAACGGAACCCUCACCAUACGGUUUAAUAGGGACUUGACAGCCCCUCUUGGAGGCGCGACGCUGCCUCAGUUUAUCAGCAUGGUGAAUGCUACUACGGGUGAACCCCUCAGCGGUGAUCGUAGCCGGGUCACUCUUGGGGCCCCACAAGAGUACCGCAAUCGGUCCUGGUACCAGGAUGCGAUGACCUCAGCGAACGGCAAGUCCUUGGAGAUCCGGGUCGGGCCAAACGGACGGCCUGCGCUUGUGGCCGCUCAACGGGCCAUUCUUUCCACCUCUCACAGCGGAAGCCGCAUAUGGAAGACAGCGACGGGUAUCGGUGUAGCUAUUGCCUUUGUCGGCUGCCUCGUCGUGUACCUGCUGACAAAUCCCAUCACGAAGGAGAUGCGCUUGAAAGCGGAGCUCCUGAGGAAUAUGGAAUUAAGGCAGCACGCAGAAAUGAGGGAAGAGAUCAAGACCAAGUUUAUGGCGACCAUCAGGUGA